GAAGAGUCAUAAAGAAAGAACUUCCCCCCAGCAACGUGCCGUUGAUCAAAACCAACCAGAGCUUUCCGAGGAAGACAGUCAUGGCGACCUUGCCCUACUCCGACGUCGACUUCAGCUUGAGAGCGAUCGCCGGCCGGGCCGAGGGGUUCGGCCGGUUGGCCGUCGGCGGCCUCCACGGACCUCUCUAUCACGUCACUUCUCUCUCAGACGAUGGUCCCGGAUCGCUACGAGAAGGAUGCCGGAGAAAAGAACCGUUGUGGAUAGUGUUUGAGGUUUCGGGUACCAUAUGUCUUUCAUCUUAUCUGAGUGUGUCAUCUCACAAGACAAUUGAUGGCCGAGGCCAAAGGAUAAAGCUCACUGGCAAGGGCUUGAGACUGAAGGAUUGCGAAAAUAUUAUAAUAUGCAACCUGGAGUUUGAAGGCGGUAGAGGUCAUGAUGUUGAUGGUAUCCAAAUUAAACCAAAUUCGAGGAAUAUAUGGAUAGACCGCUGCAGCCUUCGUGAUUAUGACGAUGGAUUGAUAGAUAUCACUCGCCAAAGCACCGACAUUACAGUUUCUAGGUGUCACUUUUCAGAUCAUGAUAAGACUAUGCUUAUUGGAGCUGACCCAUCUCAUACAAUGGAUAGAUGCAUCCGUGUAACCAUCCACCAUUGCUUCUUUGAUGGCUCACGGCAAAGGCAUCCUCGGGUAAGGUUUGGAAAAGUUCAUCUGUACAACAAUUAUACCAGAAACUGGGGCAUAUACGCUGUUUGUGCGAGUGUAGAAUCCCAGAUUUUCUCGCAAUGCAACAUAUAUGAAGCUGGACAGAAGAAAAAAACUUUUGAGUAUUACACUGAGAAGGCAGCAGAUAAGGAGCAGGCAGUAUCUGGCUUAAUAAGAUCUGAAGGAGACUCAUUCUUGCAUGGUGCACAAGCAUGGGUGCAAGCUGGGUUUGGAGAAUGUGGUGUUUUCCAUCCAAGUGAAUUUUACCCGAGCUGGACCAUAGAAAUGCCUUCUGAUUCUCUGAAAUAUGUUCUCCAGAUAUGCACAGGUUGGCAAUCCAUUCCAAGGCCAGUCGAUCAUAUGGUAGUUGGCUAGUUUUUUGGCCCUUUUUAUAGUUGAGUUGCAAUCAUGGGCAAUUUUCCCAUUGUUUCAUACCCCAAUCUGCUAGUACAGGAGAGAUCAGAUUUCUGGUUGUAGUUAUGAUGAUUCAGUGCUUUAACUUAGCAAGCUCGUUGAAUUAUUUUUCCUUUCCAAUCAUUUCUGCUAUGAGUAUUGCCCAUAUAUUAAA
This is a messenger RNA of Syzygium oleosum, 1269 nucleotides long. RefSeq names its product putative pectate lyase 21. Lineage: Eukaryota; Viridiplantae; Streptophyta; Magnoliopsida; Myrtales; Myrtaceae. Bases 81 to 1076 code for a protein of 331 amino acids. The record is from RefSeq and is a predicted model, not a curated record. The transcript is spliced from 5 exons. Gene Ontology annotation, molecular function: pectate lyase activity.